Messenger RNA from Thrips palmi, 2411 nucleotides. Its product is annotated as phenoloxidase 2-like. The transcript has 14 exons. The record is from RefSeq and is a predicted model, not a curated record. NCBI's taxonomy places the organism in Eukaryota, Metazoa, Arthropoda, Insecta, Thysanoptera, Thripidae. The coding region runs from base 83 to 2263 and encodes 726 amino acids. Gene Ontology annotation, molecular function: oxidoreductase activity.
AUUGACGUCAGAAAACGAGUCGGUCGUCUGCACUUAAGGGAAACACCGCUAGUCCAAGCAAAAGCAGUCACAUUGACUUACCAUGGCUCGUGGAACGGGCAACCACGGCUGGUCGGUGGUCCGGCUGGCAGUUGUGGCGGUGAUAUGCUGCAUAAACGUUGCAGCCCACCGGCAUGCUGCGAGGCCGACGGUGGCCGAGGCCUCCGACCUCGUCUAUCUGUUCCACCGACCCGCAGAGCCCGUCUUCUCCCUGCGGGGCGUGCACCGCAAUGUGGCGUUCGACGUGCCUCGCCCCUACCUGCCUGAGCGCUACCGCCACGUUGCUCAAGAGAUCCGUGCUGCCGCCUUGCGCAGCGGCGCACGCCUCAUCCAGGUGCCCAAUCUUCCAAUGCCAGAGAAAGAGUUCGCAGAUGUCAACGGGAUCCUACCUUACCGGAGUCCGUUUACCAUCUCGGCACCAACGUUUCUCAACCUCGUCAGACGAUUCUGGCACUUUUUUCGUGACAGCAAAACGGUGCCUGAGCUGGUGGCAAAGGCUGUGUGGGCUCGACUUCAUUUCAACCCGGAGAUGAUUCUGCACACACUUCUUCUCACGAUGUUGAGGUCCUCUCUUAAGGGUGUAAAGGACGUUCAAAUACCAGAGCUUCCCCAGUACAUUCCUGAACUUUACACAGACGACGAGUUCUUUGCGAAGGUCCGCGAGGAGAUGUACUUCCUUCCAGAAAAAAAUAGAAUCCCGGUGCCCGUGUUGAGAAUCGUGACGGCGGAUAAGGAGUCCCCGCUGUGGUACUUCCGAGAAGAUCCUAAUUACAACGUGUUCCACUGGAAAUGGCAUGCGAGGUACCCCAUGGGAUACGACGACCCGCAGUACGUGGACCUGCCUCGCCGAGGAGAAUUGUUCGUGCAUCUGCAUCGGCAGAUUGUUGCUCGGUACAACGCUGAGAGGUUCACUAACGGUCUUCCGGCAGUCCUGCCGAUGGAUGUGAGUAAGCCGCUACAAAUCGGCUACUUUCCGAAGAUGGUUCAUCUACACGGGGCGAAGGGAACCAUUGGCAGACAAGCCAACACAUCUUUGCUUCCGAUAAAAGACUUCGUGCAGAAUCAUUUCAAGCAAAGAGCCUUGUACGAGGAAGUACUUAAACAGGACUAUGUGGUGUAUAAAAACGGUACGAAAGUGAAGCUGGUGGGCAUCGCGGGAUUGGACAUCGUCAGUAACCUCCUCGAGGGCAACGCCCUUUUGUCGCCAAACAUUGACUUCUACGGGAAUAUCCACAACAACAUGCACGGAAGUUUGUCCAAGGCCGCAGACCCGUUGGGCCUUUACAAGGAGCCGUUCGCAGUGACAUCGUACAUAACGACUGUCGCAAAGGACCCCAAUUUCUACAACAUACACAAGCUAAUGGACGAUUUGUAUGAAAAGUACAAACGAAAAUUGAGGCCGUACACGUCACGCGAUGUCACGCCACUCCCCAAAGUGAGGCUCCAGUCGGUGGCGGUGCGGACGGAAGGCGCUAGUCGGGACAACGUCCUGCGCACCUUCAUGCAGGAGACGGACCUGGACGUCUCGCUGGGUCUGGACUACACUCCGCCUGGCCGCCAGUACGCCCGCUUCACGCAUUUGCAGCACAGGCGCUUCAACUACGUCUUCAAGCUAGUGAACUCUGAGAAAACAAAACGAAAAGUGUUCAUUCGGAUAUUCCUAUUGAUAACGAAAAAUGAGAACGGGGACGAAGUGGAUUUGGAUUUCCAACGUCGCUUUAGUAUUCAGAUGGACACCUUUGAAACAACACUGAAGCCUGGCGUGAACACCGUGCGGAGAGCGUCCUCCUCCUCAGCGCUGUCCAUCGACCACGACGCUAUAUUCUCGCCCCAGUCCAAGAGGUCCGAGGUCCACCGCGUCAACAGCUGCCGCUGUGGGUGGCCCCAGGGCAUGCUGCUGCCUAGGGGCAGUGAGUCAGGCACGCCCUACAAGAUCCUGGCCAUGGUGACGGACUACGAGCAAGACAAGGCUCCCGCUUCGGGUUCGGAGGUCUGCAAUGACGGCUGGCUGCUGUGCGGAGUGCCCGGCAGCAGCCACUACCCGGACGAGCGCGCCAUGGGGUUCCCGCUGGACAGACCGUACCGCAGCGGCGUGAGGACCUUGCGCGACUUCCUCACGACGAACAUGGCCGUGGCGGACGUCGUCGUUUCGUUCGAGAAGCACACUCAAAGGCCCAGUCCUCUCCUUCGCGGAGGCGCGUCUACAAGCUGGAUGCCCUCGUGAUCGGAAAGAAAAACAACCGGAGAGUGUAGGAAAUGUUAAGCCGUCUGUGUUGAGUAAUGUACACUGGAAGUUUAAACGUGAUAAGAGCACUCACACGGAAAACUGAGCAGACUCUUUUGGUAAUAAAGUUAGUAAAAUUGUGAUUUUA